AUUUAAUUAAUAACUCGACCACCACCAACCUCAAUUGAGCGCAACAUGGCUGCGAGAGUGCUGCUGCGACAGCGUGUCGCUGCGCCUUUCAUGGCUGCGACUCUCGUCGGAGGAGCUUUAUUUCCCUCGGUUGUGAUGGCUGAUGCGCCCUCACACGACUACCAUUCUAAGAAACCUAUCUACGAUGACUACGAGACCUUCCUACCUCCGAAAUCCAGUCCUUCGCCGGUCUCACCACCAUCCUCAGACACCCUUCCACCAACAUUAUCGUUACCACCAUCUUCAUCACCGUCAGAGCAAAAGCACCACAGCCCAACGCCAACAGACCGACUAGCAGUAGAAAUAGGGAAAGCCCGUCUAUUCCUAUACCGAUAUGCCACAGCCACAGAAGAUGCCGUCAACGGCGCCAUCGACUCAGCAUUCCACCUCGAGCGAUCCUUCACCGAGACCGUAGCCUCCCUAGCGCCCGCGCGCGAGAGCGGCGAAAAACUAAUGCCGGGAUUAGUGUACGUCUUAGUAGCAUCAAUGGCCGGCAGCAUCAUGACACGAAACCGCAACAUCGUCCUGCGCGCCUCCAUGCCCCUAGCCCUCGGUAUCGGCGCCGGAUGGUUAUUAAUCCCCGUCACUAUGGCCAACGUAUCCGAUCUUCUAUGGCGAUACGAGCGACGCUUCCCGGCUAUCGCCGAUGCCCAUAUUGCGACCCGCGAGGGCGUGCGGGACGCAUGGCGAUUCGCUAGGGUGCAUGUCGACGUUGGGAAAAAUUACGUUGAUGAGAAGGUUAGCGACGCUAGGGAUAUCGUCGAGGGCUGGGUGAAGAAGGGUAAAUAAAUGAGCAAAUAGAGAGGAACGGCUUUACUCGGAAAAGGAGAGCUUCCUUGUACUAUAGACGAAUAGACACAAAAUUUGCUUUGUUUCGAAGCUAGGAGGGAAUAUACUUGUGUACUAGAUCGAAUGUAUAAGCAUCCACGGAUAUCAUGAAUGUUCUAGUUUAUGGCAUCCAUAAUCUUCCAGUGAAAUAUUGAUAUUCCUUGGCUUGA
Molecule: messenger RNA, 1037 nt
Organism: Hypoxylon trugodes
Lineage: Eukaryota; Fungi; Ascomycota; Sordariomycetes; Xylariales; Hypoxylaceae
Product: apolipo protein O-domain-containing protein
Exons: 3
Biological process (GO): cristae formation
Cellular component (GO): mitochondrial crista junction; MICOS complex
Source: RefSeq, a predicted model, not a curated record